AUGGCAACAAAACCUGCGUUAUAUGGUCUCACCUGUAGUGUGAGAGCUUGCUUGGUCCUGUUGAUUUCGGUUCUCCUCGUCAGUCCCUUCGACUACAAAACAGAUCAUGGAUUUGUGCUGUUGGGAGUUCAAGCCUUUGCAAUGAAAACGAUAUCUGUUACCCGUGGUAUCAUUGAGCCAGAUAACUUCUUCACAGGGGAGGAUCUCUUGCUUCAACAGAGUAAAGAGCUCCCAGGAUGCGAGUACGAUGGAGGGCAAAUUCUGUUGAGUCAUCCCUCGUCACUGGCUCCCGAAAAUCGACAGUAUGGUACCGCAAACCUGAUGUUAGAAGCAGCUGGAAUCACAAUCGAUCGAAUCAACAACGAAAGAUGCGGUGUUAAAGUAGAUGGGAAAAGCUAUGCUUUGCGGCUGAAAACUUACUCUGACGAUUCGGACAAGAACAAGACGGCGGCUGUGACUCGAGCAAUCGUCAAUGAAAGUGAUUUCAUGUUGGCGGGGUACACUUCGGGACUAGCUGCCUUUCAGACGCCUGUGGCAGAAGACAACAAGAAACUCGUCAUCACCGCCGGAUCAUCUAGUACUAGUGUUCAUUCUGGCAAAAAGUAUGCGUUUGGAAUGCUACCCCCUGCUAGCGCCUACUUCGGCAACGCUUACCGAGCUAUGGCUCAGUUGGGAGCCAGAACCAUCGGUUUUCUUUAUGAUGACGAUUUUACCUCAUGCAAACCAGAAUUCGCCGAAGCAUAUGGAUUUGAAGUAAUCUACACUUUUGCAAUUGGAGAAAACAAAUCCUACGAUGUUUUUGAUGAAGCAGCAUACAACGUUUCUCGGCUCAACCCUGACUCGAUGGUGACUUGCUCACGCCUUACUCCUGAACAUUGGGUCAACGCGAUGAGAAAACACAACUGGAAUCCUAAAGCACAAGUGACUUUUGGAAACGUUCCGCUGGAGGAGGCAGUAGGGACAGAUGCCCAGCACAUGAUGACAGUUUCCUCGUGGGUCGACACAUUGCCGCACAUACCUGAUGCUGUCACUGGUUGGACGCCAAAAGAGUUUGCAAUUGAAUUUGAGACGGCAGCUCACAGGCCUCCCGACUACCGUCAAGUGGCACAGAGUGCAGCAAUCAGUGUUUUGGUCCAAGCCAUUGAAUCCGCUGGAUCCAUCCAUGAUGCCGAUAAAGUGGUGGAGCACUUGCAGAAUAAAACAUUCGAUACUGUCUAUGCCAAGGUAUCCUUUGACGAAAACGGACAAAAUGAUGCAACCGGACUGCUUCUACAGUAUGAUAUAGACAACGUUGCACAGGUGGCCUUGCCAGAGUCGCUAAACCGUGAUUUUGAGAUUGUUUAUCCUAUGCCUUCCUGGAAGAAACGCGAUUGUACACUACUUUCAGACUGUCUCCGAAACAAUGGGGAUUGCAUGGAUGACGGUACUUGUUCAUGCCCCUCUGGUCUCAUUCAAUUUGGAAACGGCGAGACCGCAUCGUGCAAAGAACUUCCAUCAGAAGAUAUGACUUACAUUGGAUCCAAGUUCUUGUAUGUUGGGUACAGCUAUGUGGUUGUUCAGUGUAUCACAUCAGCGAUAUUUGGCGCAUGGGCCAUUUGGAAUCGAAACAGCGAGGCAGUACGGGCCAGUCAACCCAUGUUCUUGCAUCUAAUCAGCUUUGGAUGUUUCAUUCUUGCAUUAUCAAUCAUUCCGAUGACCUUUCAGGGCGGCUACCGAUACUACCGAGAUCCAGACACUUUGGAGCCCACACACAUAUUCAACGACAAUAUCCACAAUGUAGACAAGUCUUGCAUGGCUUUCCCCUGGAUGUUUGGUAUCGGUUUUGGAAUUGUCUUCUCUGCUCUCUUUGCAAAGAUUCAUCGCAUUCGAGAGAUCUUGGCAUCAGCAAUCGAGUUUCGACGCAAACGUGUCCAAGCUCGAGAUGUCCUUUAUCUCAUUGCUGUGGUCCUUUCAAUUGAAUGUACCAUUCUAUUGGUGUGGCAGUUCGUGGACCCACUUCUUUGGGAGCGCGAUAUCAUUCGUGUGACCGAAGACGCCUUCCCUCUGCAAUCCGUUGGUCAGUGCACGUCAGAGCAAGGAUUCAUUUUUUGGCUCUUCUUCAUAUCCUUCAAUGUCUGUCUUCUGCUCUACGCACUUGUCUUGUGCUACAAGACGUGGAACUACCCUUCUGCCUUCGCCGAAAGCCGUUGGAUUACAGCUUGUGUCAUAUCCUAUAUUCAGAUUCUGCUGCUCGCAGUUCCGAUACUUGUUAUCGUGAAGGAUGACAAUAACAUAUACUUCUUUGUUCUGACGUCGAUCGUCUUUUUGAUGUCAAUGUCGGUUACACUGUUCAUUUACCUCCCCAAGGUGGUCUCGUUCUACUCUGCAUCUGCAGAAGGAAACCUUGGGCAAAUCAGCCUUCAAUUUGCAAGAGGGACACAUAGAAGCAGCUCGAACGAUGGUCCAUCAGUGCUGAUAUCUGGUUUGGGUCCUUCUAUGGACAAUUUCGAGAGUUCCUCAAUGAGAUUCAACCAAGUGGUGCCUUUGCGGACGAACGACAUGGUGGAGAGGGUUACGUCUGCAUUCGAAGAGCCAUCGGAGGAACACACAAAAACAAAAUCACAAUCUUCCUCACAACCGUAUCAAGUGAGCGAAUCAAUCGUCGAAGAGAAUCAACAAGACCUUGAAUCGGGCAAAGUGACAAGUUCGUCCACUGCCGAUGAGACGGACGUUGAGAAAGGGCAUUGA
This is a messenger RNA of Cylindrotheca closterium, 2727 nucleotides long. The record is from the annotation of a GenBank genome assembly. NCBI's taxonomy places the organism in Eukaryota, Bacillariophyta, Bacillariophyceae, Bacillariales, Bacillariaceae.